Messenger RNA from Paramisgurnus dabryanus, 922 nucleotides. RefSeq lists its product as uncharacterized. NCBI's taxonomy places the organism in Eukaryota, Metazoa, Chordata, Actinopteri, Cypriniformes, Cobitidae. The record is from RefSeq and is a predicted model, not a curated record.
GGAGGGGUUUGUUGUGCUUAUGGAGGUGUGAAGUAAAGAUGUAAAAGAAGCUAUCGCGCCUUGUCUGAUUGUUAUAAGAGUUUUGUAGUAACACUUCCUUUAAAAGUGAAGUCAACCGAACCAUCUCACUGCAUUAAAUUUGAACAAUCACAGAAUGAGGACCAGACCACUUUUAUUCUUCUAUCUGCUGCUGUGCUGUCAAUCUACAGCGAGUUUAAUUAAUAAACAAGUGAUUUUAGGUGAAAAUGUGACGUUAGACUGUGAUAUUGAUGUUAAAGAGAUUUAUUGGCUUUUUCUAAAACCGCCAGAAUCUCUAGUGAUGAUAUUUCGUACAUUCACACCAGACUCUACAUCACCUAUGUUUACUGAUCAAAGACUCAGACACAAAUAUUCAUCACAAACUUACAGUCGUUUGUUUAUUAGUAAUAUAACAAAAGAUGAAUUAGGAAUAUAUUAUUGUGCAAAACUAUACUCAUCAGCUCUAAAUAUCGGCAAUGGAACCAAACUUUACAUCUCUGAAGCUAAGACAGAAGAUAAUGAUCAACUACAACACUCGAAGAACUGCACAGCCACAACACAACAUCCAGCUCUGACAAUUACAUCCAUUUUACUAAUUGUCAUGCUCCUCAUCAUAAUAAUAGGUCUGUUGAUGGCAAGAUGUCGGAAACCAAGAAAAGGUGCCAAACCACAGCCGAAUGCUGAAGUUGAGUUUGAGCAGAUUAAGGACCUAAAUAUAGCCGAGUUUACAGAAGUGGAGUUUCGUCUGUGUGAAUAACAUUGCAGCGAAGCCGGCAGCAUUUUUACAUCACAAACAACAACAAAAUGAAGACAAACAUAAACACAAUAUGAAUCCGUCUGUCUGUAUAGCCUAACAAUACUUUAUUAUUAAAGGUGUUGAAAAACAUUGUUAAAAAUGUACAGG